AUGGCCGACGCCGCCGAGCAGUCCCAGUACGGCGAGCGCCUAUCGCAUAGCGCACCCGUCGGAUCCCGGCGCACCUACACCCCGUACCACCCUGAGGGCCUCAACCUCCCAUCGUGCCGCACGAUCUACGACCUGCCGACCUCGCCGGAGGUUCUCUUCCCUGAGGAGACCCGCACCUGGGGCAGGAACCUCACGCUCUACCCCGGCUGUGGGUACGUCGCCGGUGCCGCGGCGGGGGCCGCCACGGGGUUCAAGCGCGCGGUGGCGGAGGCGGAGCGCGGCGAGUCGUUCAAGCUGCGCACCAGCCGCGUGCUCAACCACUGCGGCUCCGUGGGACGCCGGUACGGCAACCAUGUCGCCUUGAUCGGGCUGCUCUUCGCGGGGACCGAGUGCGCCGUGGGCAAUCUUCGCGACGCUGACGACUGGCGCAACAUCAUCGCCGCAGGGUUUGGAACCGGCAUGCUCUACCGUGCACCUUCGGGCCCGCGAUCCGCCAUCUUUGGUGCCGCAGUCGGGGGCCUCAUGGCUGCUGCCGCCGUCGCAGGGAACCAGGUGUUCAAGGGAAACGGCCGUACCCCGCCCUUCUAA
Molecule: messenger RNA, 588 nt
Organism: Triticum dicoccoides
Lineage: Eukaryota; Viridiplantae; Streptophyta; Magnoliopsida; Poales; Poaceae
Product: mitochondrial import inner membrane translocase subunit TIM23-3-like
Exons: 1
Coding region: 1-588 (195 amino acids)
Biological process (GO): protein import into mitochondrial matrix
Cellular component (GO): TIM23 mitochondrial import inner membrane translocase complex
Molecular function (GO): transmembrane protein transporter activity
Source: RefSeq, a predicted model, not a curated record